AUGUCUGCCUCUCCAACCUCCGCCGUCGCGUCGACAAAACGCCCCCUCGAGGACCCCUCUUCACCAUCGGGACCUACCGAUCAACCAGAUGCCAAACGCCCAGCUCUGGACAAAGUAGUAAAAGGGGAUGACGAAGAAUCUAAGCUGCCACAAGAAGUUGAAAGCACUGCAACAGAAGCAACCAAGGCUGAGGCUGCACCGCAGCCCGCUGGCGCUGCCACCGCCGGAGAAAAUGGUGUGAAGGAUGAACAAGGUGAUUUAGUUGUUCCUGAUGCCCCUAACGCCAACGGCAAGGGCACUGCUGCUCAAAUACUGGAGACUCAGCCGAUUCAAUCCACAGCUUCUCAGAAUGAUAGAGCUUCUUCGCAACCCCCGUCCCAGCAUACUACGCAAGAUGAGAGUGGAUGGAUCCAUAUUCGUGCUGUAAUCUCUAGUGCUGAAGCAGCAACUUGUAUUGGUAAAGGAGGUGAAAAUGUUUCUCAGAUUCGUCGCCUAUCUGGUGCCAAGUGCACCGUUAGUGACUAUUCCCGUGGUGCCGUCGAAAGAAUUUUGACUGUCAGUGGCAUGCAAGAUGCAGUUGCCAAGGCUUUUGGUUUGAUCAUCCGUACACUGAACAAUGAACCCCUAGAGGCACCAUCCACAGCUCAAUCAAAAACCUACCCCCUCCGUCUCCUCAUCCCCCACCUCCUCAUUGGAUCCAUCAUCGGCAAGUCUGGAGUUCGCAUUCGCGAGAUCCAAGAGGCUUCUGGUGCCCGUCUUAAUGCUUCCGAUUCAUGUCUUCCCCUCUCCACUGAACGGACCCUUAUUAUCCUAGGUGUUGCUGACGCAGUUCACAUCGCAACCUAUUACGUUGCUGUUACUUUGGUAGAACAACUGACUGAAAGGUUUGGCGGGCCUGCAGCUUCCGCUUACGCAACUCGUAGCGGUGGACCUGCCGGUGUCGUCCCAGGAGGUAUGCAGGUAGUUCCGUACAUACCCCAACCCGCUGGUGGACAGUAUGGCCACCCAGAUACCUUCAAGAGACAUCAACCCCAGGGAACCCGCGCCGUAUCUACCGGUGGAUAUGGCGUGCCGUACGUCCACGGCCAACCCGGCCAACCCCAAAUGCCCCAGCAAGCACUCCACUACGGUGCAUCCUCCCGUCCCGGCUACACAGGAGCUGGCCCCCACCAGCCAUCGCCAUACGGCGCACCUCAACCGGGCCAAGUCCAUGGUGCACCUAGCUCUCAGCCAGUUGGAGGUGUGGUUCCAGGAGCACCGGUGACACAGCAGAUUUUCAUCCCCAAUGAUAUGGUGGGUGCGAUCAUUGGUAAGGGAGGGGCUAAGAUCAAUGAGAUACGCCAUCUUAGCGGGAGUGUGAUCAAGAUCAAUGAGCCUCAGGAUAACAGCAAUGAACGUCUCGUCACCAUUACAGGAACACCCGAGUGUAACCAGAUGGCUCUGUAUAUGCUUUAUUCAAGACUAGAGAGUGAGAAACAUCGUAUUUAG
Molecule: messenger RNA, 1488 nt
Organism: Paracoccidioides lutzii Pb01
Product: Poly(rC)-binding protein
Exons: 3
Coding region: 1-1488 (495 amino acids)
Biological process (GO): regulation of gene expression; regulation of RNA metabolic process
Cellular component (GO): cytoplasm; nucleus
Molecular function (GO): mRNA binding
Source: RefSeq, a predicted model, not a curated record